AUGGUUCUUACCGGACACUGCCUGUGCAAGGCCGUCACCUACACCAUCAACGUCGAGAAGCCCUUGCUUACCGGCUAUGACCACUGCGACGACUGCCAACGCCAGAGCGGAUCGACUUAUUCCCUCGUCGCCGUUGUCCCCAAGGCCGAGCUCACCAUAAACGGCCCCACCAAGAGCUGGGCUGGCAAAGGCAGCUCUGGCAAGGCCGUCCACCGUAUCUUCUGCUCGGAAUGCGGAUCCCCCAUUGCUCACGACCCUGAUGCCGCUCCCGAGAUCAUCGCCAUCAAGGCCGGCACUCUAGACGCCGAAAUCAAAAAGACCCUAAAGCCGGAUACUGAGAUCUGGACCGUGUCCAAGCUUCCUUUCUGCCAGGAGAAUUUGGCUCAUCCUUUCACUCAUAUGCCUGCCUAA
This is a messenger RNA of Talaromyces proteolyticus, 411 nucleotides long. Its product is annotated as Mss4-like protein. Lineage: Eukaryota; Fungi; Ascomycota; Eurotiomycetes; Eurotiales; Trichocomaceae. Bases 1 to 411 code for a protein of 136 amino acids. The transcript has 3 exons. Gene Ontology annotation, molecular function: carbon-sulfur lyase activity. The record is from RefSeq and is a predicted model, not a curated record.